Messenger RNA from Salvia hispanica, 974 nucleotides. Its product is annotated as cadmium-induced protein AS8-like. NCBI's taxonomy places the organism in Eukaryota, Viridiplantae, Streptophyta, Magnoliopsida, Lamiales, Lamiaceae. The record is from RefSeq and is a predicted model, not a curated record.
CUUUCGUUGAUCUUCAAGCAAGAGUUGAAGCUUGCUCUCUGUCUCAGCUCAAACACACGUACAGAUAAUGAGCAAAAUUCAUGCAAUUUUUGCGCGUUAAGUUUCGUAUAUGUUGAUAUUUCCUCUCUCGUUUACAUUAGGUAGAAAUGAUUAUAAAGGGUUUAUUUAGGAGAUAUGAGAGGAGGAAUCCAGUGAAUCCAACGAUCGGAUCCUUUUGGGGCGUUGGAAUAGGCAUUGGUUGCGGUGUAGGAUGGGGCCCUGGCUUUGGCCAUGAGGUAGUUGGCUACGUUGGAGCCGGCUGUGGUGCUGGAUUUAAUGUGGGGAUCACUUUUCUUGGUGUUGGCAUUGGUCUUCCUGCUAAUUACCUAUUUAGGGCCCCCGCCCCUCAUAGUGAAUUAUCAGUUGAAAAGAAAGGUUCAAGUCUAACUGGAAGCAGAAGUACCAUGGAAGACGAUUGGGGUGCCGAUAGAUCAGGCAUAUCUGGCACACAACAAAGUCAAGGUGCAUCAUUUUCAGGUUUCAGAGAUGACAGUUUGAAGAACUUUAGAGAUUUACCGGAUGUCAGAAGCAUGUUUGCUUCGUAUUCUAAGCAUGUAACUGAUUGUUUACAUAGAGUCUGGAAGGCUUAAUCCCUCUGGAUAGAGGUCCAACGAGUAUAACAAUCAUGAAUCAUCAGAUGAAAUUCUUCUAUCCUGAUGAUACAAGAGGCUUUGACCUUUUUGCUAUAACGAUGGGAAAAUAUACCUCCAAAUUCUUAUGAGUUCAGAUUGAAGCGGAAUGGUUUUUGUAGAUACAGUUUGUCUGAUGCUAAAGCCGCUUUGUAAAAAAUGGUGCCUAUUCUGCUGUGUAAUCAUAUGUAAGUGCCAUCGCAAUUCGCUUAAAUCUAAGCUUAUUUGUACAUCCAUAAUCCAUUGUUUGUUUGGUAGUAGGUACAGACGUACAGUAUUUAAAUAAAAUAUACUUAUUAUUGGUUA